This is a messenger RNA of Annulohypoxylon truncatum, 2731 nucleotides long. Its product is annotated as ADP-ribosylglycohydrolase. The record is from RefSeq and is a predicted model, not a curated record. Lineage: Eukaryota; Fungi; Ascomycota; Sordariomycetes; Xylariales; Hypoxylaceae. The transcript has a single exon. Bases 332 to 2644 code for a protein of 770 amino acids.
CAGUUGCUAUACUAAGAUCAUGCAUCAACACGUGACAAUUUGGGGUGACCUCGACCCUUGGCUACACCUUCCGUUAUUCUAUUCUAUAUAUUGAGCAAGGUACGUCACAAAAACGGAAUUUCAGAUCUAGAGUAGGUUGUUGUUUCCACCAUAACACGCCGCAACAGACUUCACUUUUAACAUGACGGAAGGGGCGGGGCAUCGAAGGUGGAGAUGAUCAACUCCCAGCACUCGAUCUCUACCUAGUAGUUCAUCUCCCCUCAUCUGCCUAUUCUUUACUUCAAAGCAUUGAAUCAACUCAAGUUUCAUAACUACAAUUCAGUCUUAAAAGAUGGCGGAUAGAGACCGAGGAACCAAACGUAGAAGGCUACAACUCCCACCGGAUUACCUGCACCGGGUCUACGCCGGCGUCCUCGGCAAGCUCAUCGGCGUGUACUUGGGCCGGCCCUUCGAAGGCUGGACCCAUCAACGCAUCCUCAAAGAACUAGGUCACAUCCGGUACUACGUCAACGACCGCAUCCUCUCGCCCCUCGUGGUCACGGACGACGACGUAUCCGGCACUUUCACCUUCGUCCGGGCCCUCGAAGAACACCGACCCACGCUGCGCGGCGCCGAGGAUGUGGGCCGGACCUGGCUGAACAAUGUGAUCAAAGACCGCACCGUGUUCUGGUGGGGCGGGAACGGCGUGUCGACGGAACAUACCGCGUACCUGAAUCUGAAGAAGGGCAUCAGGGCUCCGAAGAGUGGGGCUAUUGGGGUAAAUGGAAAGACGAUAGCUGAGCAGAUUGGCGCUCAGAUCUUUAUCGAUGGUUUCGCUAUGGUGGUGCCGGGCCAACCGGCAGCAGCCGCGAUGCUGGCCGGAUCAGCUGCGUCGGUGAGCCACGACGGAGAAGCUUUGGCUGCGGCGAGGAUGUGGGCUGCUAUGGAGGCCGAAGCUUUCCUGUCAAGGGAUGUUAAUCACCUUCUCGACACGGGCAUGCGGUAUAUGGGUUCGUUCGGCCUGUUACGCCAUGCGAUAAACGAUGUACGCGCGUGGUGCGAAGAAGAUGAUGAUUGGUUGAAGACGCGCCAGCGUAUAGAGGAUGAGUACGGGUACCACAAGUUUCCCGGCUUUUGCCACGUUAUACCGAACCAUUCGAUUAUGGUCAUGGCGCUGAUAUAUGCCGGGACGGAUUUUGGCGAGGCGAUGCAUAUUGUCAACACGUGCGGCUGGGACACGGACUGCAAUUCCGGCAACCUAGGGUGCUUGGUCGCUAUCAUGAGCGGGCUGGCGGCUUUCGAUAAUGACGACGAUGUUACCGUGACCGGCAAGGUUAGAGGCUCUGGUGGACUAAUUGACUGGCGCGGCCCGCUGGCUGAUAGAGCGCUGAUAUCAAGUGCGGACGGAGGAUACUCGAUCAACAAUGCCGCCAGGAUCGCGUACGAUAUCACAAAUAUGGGUCGGCUGUUUGGAGGCGAGGAUCCCCUACCGCCUCCAAAGAAUGGCGCGCAGUUCCAUUUUACCCUGCCAGGAAGCGUUCAGGGAUUUCAGCCUACGACGGUGACGAAAGAAAGAAAGAAAUAUAAAGAUGAAGUAACUCUCGAGCAGCGUACUGACAACAUCCAUAACACGACUGGUCUAGCAAUCAACAUUCCUAACUUAGCCGUAGAAGCGGAAAGAGUGGAGGUUAUGACGGACACCUUCGCGCCACCAGAAGUCCGCGUUAUGGAAAUUUACGAAUUGGUCUGCUCGCCGUUGGUCUACCCCGGGCAGACUCUGAAGAUGUAUAUAAAGGCCGAUGCCAAGAAUUCGGCGCCUGCACAAGUAAGGCUGAUACUGAGAGUGUAUACAUAUACGGACAAGCUCGAGACCUAUAGUAGUGGUCCGGUAAUCCUCACCCCAGGCCUCUCUAAGGCCUUAUCGUGGGAUAUCCCAGCGCUCUUAGGCUGUCGGCCCAUACAAUCCGUAGGCAUCUCUAUCUCCUACGGAAAGCACCCAGAGCAUACUGUAGCGGGUCCGUUCGCCGGCACAAUAAUGAUAGACCACCUCGGCUGGACCGGCGUCCCGAACCUGAUCCUCCUCCCCAUCGGCGAGAAAGCCGGGCCGCGAACGUUCUACAAACAAUCCUUCGUCAACGGGGCCGACACCUUCGCGCUCGCGAGCGGAAAUUUCGUCGUCGCGCAAGACGAGGGCGAGGGGCUCGUGAGCUACGGCACGAGGGAAUGGGACCAGUACCACGUCGCGUUCAUGGACUUCGUGAUCACCGGCCUCAACCGCACCCGGAACGGCGUCGCGUUCCGCGUCAACGGGCUGCGUAGGUACUACGCGCUGCUCUUCGUCAAGUUGUCCGAGGAAAAAAAGGGCGUGACGCUAGUCAAAGUCGUGGACGAGAAGACGUAUAUCUUAGGAGGCAAGGAUUUUGAAUGGGAGGUCGACAAGCCGUAUAGCAUCGUCGUAAACGCCAAGGGAAAGUGGCUUUUCGCGAGGAUCGAAGAUACCGACGUGGUAUUUCACAGAUCCGAUGAGCAGUACCCCAAAGGGGGUAUAGGGAUCAUAGCGUCGGAUGGGUCGGUGCUGGUUGGGAGUAUCGAGAUUGGAGACCCUACGAACAAUUCAAUUCCGACAAUCAAGAAGGAGGAUAUCGAUCGAGAACUAGCAUUAUAAUCACUACCUAGGUACUGUAGGGUUCUACGGCGUCUGAACGAGUCAACGAUAGGAAUAAAUUGUCACUUUACGGUUUAAUUACAAACA